This is a messenger RNA of Trichoderma gamsii, 1149 nucleotides long. RefSeq names its product NADH:flavin oxidoreductase/NADH oxidase. Gene Ontology annotation, molecular function: NADPH dehydrogenase activity; FMN binding. Lineage: Eukaryota; Fungi; Ascomycota; Sordariomycetes; Hypocreales; Hypocreaceae. Bases 1 to 1149 code for a protein of 382 amino acids. The record is from RefSeq and is a predicted model, not a curated record. The transcript has a single exon.
AUGACCGAAUCAAAGCUUUUCAAGCCCUUGAGAGUUGGAAACUCGCUCCUCGACCAUCGAAUCGUGAUGGCACCUCUCACACGUUUUCGUGCGGAUGAUGAUCAUGUCCAGCUACCAUUGGCAGUAGAAUAUUAUUCGCAGCGCGCUUCGGUUCCCGGCACUUUAAUCAUAGCGGAAGCAACGCUGAUAUCCGGACUUCACAGUGGAUUCCCAAAUGCUCCUGGGCUAUGGACGGAUGCUCAAAUGGAGGGUUGGAAAAGAAUCACUGAUGCUGUCCAUGGAAUAAAAUGCACCAUCUUCUGCCAACUCAUCGCUCCUGGCCGCGCAGCAGUUUUGAAUUCGUCGGGAGGGGGAGAGCUCAAACUCUUAAGUUCAAGUGCCACCCCAAUGAAUGAGGAAAAGGAUUGCGCUGUUCCACACGAGAUGACACAUGAGCAAAUAAUAUCUUGCAUUGCUGACUUCAAGCAAGCGGCAAAGAAUGCAAUUCAGGCUGGGUUUGAUGGCGUUGAGAUUCAUGGUGCGAAUGGAUAUCUUAUUGAUCAGUUCCUCCAAGACAAUUGCAACAAGAGGCACGAUAUCUGGGGUGGCAGCAUUGAAAAUAGAGCAAGAUUUGCACUUGAAGUUACAUCCGCAGUUGUGGAUGCGAUUGGUGCAGACAAGGUCGGAUUUCGAAUCAGUCCUUUCAGCCUCUUCCAAGGAAUGAGAAUGAUAGAUCCAAUUCCGCAGUUCUCUUUUCUUUCCGAGCAGUUGAAACGACAUCGAUUGGCGUAUCUGCAUAUUAUUGAGUCGCGUGUUAAUAAUAAUGUGGAUAUCGAAUGCACGGAUAGCAUCAAGUUCCUAUUGGACAUAUGGCAAAAUACUUCACCUACUUUUGUGGCUGGUGGCUAUACUCCAGAAAACGCACUCAAGGCUGUCAAUGGAGAUUACCGAGAUUAUGAAGUUGCCGUUGUUUUUGGUCGUCAUUUUCUAGCGAACCCAGAUCUGCCAUACCGAAUAAAAGAGGGACUGCCACUGAACAAAUACGACCGUGCGAGCUUCUACACUCCCCUUUUUCCUCAAGGCUACAUUGAUUAUCCGUUCACUUCAGGUUUUGUUUCCGGCAAAUCUCUCGGUGGGGAAAGCGCUGCUUUGGGCAUUACGCCAGAGUGA